GAAUAUCCAAAAAAGAAAAACAUAAACAAAGAAGUGAAAGUGAAACCAAACACCAUUCAAUACCAAAUAACCCCACAAGUUUGUCUCUUCAAUACCUCAAUCACAUUUGGACAGCUUCACAAAUCACAAGUAAAACCCAUCAAGCAAGCAUUAUAGUGUUUUUUCUCUACUGAGAAAAUGAAGUGCUGGCUUCUGGCUUUUAUGCUUCUGCAUAUAAUCCCCACAGAAGCUGGAUUUGGUGUUGGUGGUGGUGUUGGAGUCAAUGUUGGCCCUGUUGGCGUUGGUGGUGGUGGCAGUGUUUGGAUUGGUGGAGGCAUCAAUGGCCAAAAUCCCCCAUCUGGGUCUUCCUCCUCAGACCUUGGCAGAGCGUACACUGCUCUCCAAGCAUGGAAAUCAGCAAUCUCUGAUGACCCAACCAAGGUUUUGGACACUUGGGUUGGCCCAGAUGUGUGUUCUUACAAAGGAGUCUUCUGUGCAGAUUCUGAGGAUGGCCAAACUAUUGUGGCUGGAAUAGAUCUCAACCAUGCCAAUCUCAAAGGCAUUCUUGUCAAAGAGCUCUCCUUUCUGACUGAAAUGUCCCUGAUCCAUCUCAACAGCAACAGAUUUUCAGGCACAAUUCCUGACACUUUCAGAGACCUCAACUCUCUCCAAGAGCUUGACCUCAGUAACAACCAAUUCUCAGGCCCCUUCCCCACCACCACAUUAUACAUUCCCAACCUCAUUUACCUUGACCUCAGAUUCAACAACUUCACUGGUUCAAUUCCUGAUGAGCUCUUCAACAAAAACCUAGAUGCAAUUUUUCUCAACAACAACCAAUUUGAAGGUGAGCUGCCUCAGAGUUUGGGGAAUGCACAAGCUUCUGUCAUCAAUUUAGCUAAUAACAAGUUCAGUGGCAACUUCCCAAGUAACUUUGGGUUCAUUGGCACCAAAUUGAAGGAGAUUUUGUUCCUCAAUAAUCAACUAACUGGUUGCAUCCCUGAGGGAGUUGGCCUUUUCUCUGAGAUCCAAGUCUUUGAUGUGAGCUUCAACUCUCUGAUGGGCCAUUUGCCAGACACAAUCUCUUGCCUCCAAGAAAUUGAAGUACUCAACUUGGCACACAACAAGCUCUCUGGGGUUUUGCCAGACCUUGUUUGCUCUCUGAAAAGCCUGGUCAAUCUGACUGUUGCUUAUAAUUUCUUUUCUGGGUUCAGCCAGGAAUGUGCCAAAUUGUAUUACAGGAAUGUGGGGUUUGAUUUCUCAUUGAAUUGCAUUCCUGGGAAGAACAUGCAGAGACCUCAGCCUCAGUGUUCUUUGAUUCCUGGAGGUGGGUUAAAUUGUCUGAGAAUUCCUGGUGCAAAGCCUCUUGUUUGUGGCUCAGUCCUACCAAGCUCAUCAUCAUCAUCAUCAUCUCCAUGAAAAUUUGCAAUCAGUCAUUGUACAAGAGGUUGGUGAGUGGUUGUUUAUGUAUUAAUUAUCAUUCAGAGCUUCUCUUAAUUUAGUUUCUUUGUUAACUCCUACCUGAAUCUGGAAAAGAAGUUUUCCAGGAAAUGUUUUGAUGAUUAGCAAUAGAAGAAUUAUUAGUAAAAUUAAACAAAUAUAAAAAUUGGUUUCA
This is a messenger RNA of Rosa rugosa (rugosa rose), 1591 nucleotides long. Its product is annotated as leucine-rich repeat extensin-like protein 4. The record is from RefSeq and is a predicted model, not a curated record. The transcript has a single exon. The coding region runs from base 178 to 1395 and encodes 405 amino acids. Lineage: Eukaryota; Viridiplantae; Streptophyta; Magnoliopsida; Rosales; Rosaceae. Gene Ontology annotation, molecular function: protein binding.